AUGGCGCAGCGACAAGUGGUGCGGCGCGCAGGCAUCCUCGCAAUCCUCACUGUCGGACUUGUAUUCCUAUGGGCCCGUAUAACGCACAAUAACAUCUCCACACCCGGCCCAGACCACACAAUCACCACCACCACCACCACCACCACCACCAUAGUCGACGACCUCUCCAGCGCCCGCGCGCCCUUCGUGUCCUGGCCCCUGCAGCGCCUCUGCGCCGAGACCACUCCCGUCCCGGGCCUCGUGUUCCUCUGCGACAACAACAGCGGCGGCCCGGGCAACAUCCGCAACUACAUCCUGACGUGCGUGCGAUACGCCAUCGAAGCGGGCGCCACGGCGCUCAUUACCCCACAAAUCCGCACCCGCAACCCCGACGACCCGCGGGACCUGUUCCGCGGGCACCAGCCGCUGGCCUACUUGUUCGACGCGGCGCAUUUCGGUGAUGCGCUCGCAGCCGCCUGCCCACAGCUACGAAUCUACGAGCGCCUGGAGGAUGUGCCGGGCGUGGCGGCCAAGGCGCGCCGCGAAGGUUUGGGGGACGGCGGGGUGGCGCGCAUGGUGCAGACCGUGACGCCCAAGCACGGCUUCGACGGCGGCCGCGGCGGGUGCGACGCGCGCGACCAGAACCGGCACACGGACCGGUUCGGCGCGGCGUUCCGGGCCUGGAUGGCGGAUUCGGCGCGGGAGCUGGGGCUCGAGCCGACUGCGGCGGAGAAUCCGAAGGUAAUCCGCCUGGCGUGGGGCGUCCUGUGGGACUGGCCGGUGUACCGCGACGGGCCGGAGUUCGUGGCUAGUUUUGGUGGUUUGUUGAGGUUCCGGGACGACGUGCUGGAUUUGGCGGAUGGCAUUGUGCCUUCGAUGGGGGCGCUGGGGGCCAGCAGCGGCGAGGCGGAAGAAAGGGGGGUAAGUGGGAGUGGGCGGUCGCCCUCCGCUUUCUUGGGGGUCCAUCUGCGCACGGAGGUGGAUGCGCUGGCGCAGUGGCCGUCGUACGAGAAUCAGAGUCUUGGAUACAUAACCGAGGCCGAGCGGCAGGGGUACCGGGGGGGCCUUGCGUAUCUGGCGUGCGGCAGCGAGACGGAAGCGCGGAAGUUCGCCGACGAGGCGGAGGCUAGUCUACAGCUGAGGGUCAGGUCGAAGUACGACUUGCUGGAAGGGCGGGCCCUCGAGCAGCUGAAGGCGAUGAGCUGGGACCAGCAGGCCCUGGUUGACUACGUUGUGCUGCUCGGCGCGGACUACUUCGUCGGGGUCAGCCCUAGUAGCUUCAGUAUCAACGUCGCCCUGAAGAGACAUCUGCAGAGGGAGGGCUUGAAUACCCGGCCGUGGAGGGUCGGGGGCUUGGGGGAUGGGCGGAGCUGGCUUGUUGGGAGGUAUGAUGCAUACUGGGACGACUGGCUCUUCAUGUUUGACGGUAUGUGGCCGUAG
Messenger RNA from Anthostomella pinea, 1419 nucleotides. NCBI's taxonomy places the organism in Eukaryota, Fungi, Ascomycota, Sordariomycetes, Xylariales, Xylariaceae. The record is from the annotation of a GenBank genome assembly.